Arachis stenosperma is the source of this 1682-nucleotide messenger RNA. Its product is annotated as TATA box-binding protein-associated factor RNA polymerase I subunit B-like. Gene Ontology annotation, cellular component: RNA polymerase transcription factor SL1 complex; RNA polymerase I core factor complex. Lineage: Eukaryota; Viridiplantae; Streptophyta; Magnoliopsida; Fabales; Fabaceae. The coding region runs from base 183 to 1682 and encodes 499 amino acids. Gene Ontology annotation, molecular function: RNA polymerase I core promoter sequence-specific DNA binding. The transcript is spliced from 4 exons. The record is from RefSeq and is a predicted model, not a curated record. Gene Ontology annotation, biological process: RNA polymerase I preinitiation complex assembly; nucleolar large rRNA transcription by RNA polymerase I.
UUGAUGCCGCCCAUUUGGUUGAGGUUCGUGUUCGGAACUGGUGUCUUCAAUGAUGACUGGGCUGAUCGAGUUAUCCAUGACUCUGAGAUGCAGCAUGAAGAAGAAGAACCCGAAGAUCGUAAGACACGGGCUAAAUACAGAGAUGAACCCUACAAUUUAUAUGGCCAGCGUGCCGUGAUGAUAUGGUUCAGGGCCUUAAAGAAAAGGAUUCCACCAUCCUGUACUCUUGCUGUUUUUUGGCAUGUCAUGUUGCAAGGGAACCUGUCCUGCCAUCUGACUUAAUCAAGGGGACACUGGAAGCGAAGAUUCCGUAUAUUUCUGCAUUUAUUGAAAUUGAAAAGCGUCUUGGACGGCCAUCAAGUGCAUGUCCUAUUAGUUCAAGUGUGAUGUUCAAGCCUCAGCGAGUUCUUACGGUACUGAAACUAGAAAAAUUUGCUGCAUCAAUUGCUCAGUUCAUAGGCUUGGAGUUACCUCCAGUGAAUUUCUUUGGAAUAGCACGUCGAUAUCUUCAGAGAUUAUCUCUUCCUUCUGAAAAGAUUCUUCCUCAUGUAAGCCGCAUAUAUGAAUGGGCCAUGCCUCCAGAUUUGUGGUUAUCCUUAUCCGAAAGACAUUUUAAGCUACCUAUUCAUGUUUGUGUGAUGUCAAUUCUGGUUGUAGCAAUAAGAAUGUUGUUUAACAUAAAUGGUUCCGGAGAAUGGGAGAAAAGUUUGUCCAACAAAGGUAAUACCAAAGACAAUGGCGAGAAGGGUACAGCUUUUUCCUCCCGUGAUAGACGUAUUUCUAGUGAAGAAGAUUUGGAUAAAGACAAAAUGAAACAACAGGAAAAUGAAUUAGACACUUCAGGACUUCUCCAACACCUUCAAGCAAUAUAUAAUGAUCUUGCAGAUAUCCCAGAGUAUUCAAAAGACCUGUCAACAUAUCUCAAACACUGUAGGAAUGUUGUCUUUGCUGGGUCAGAGGCGUCAUAUGGGAAUUACGAAGAAGAAAAGAUGAUAGAGUACUUAUGGAACUUUUAUAUGAAUGAAAAGGAUACUAAGCCUUCAGUACAUGGAGAACAAUCUAACAGUUCUUUUAAUCAAACAAGGUCGAGGGAUAAUGCAUCGGUUGGUAGGACAUCUGGGAGGGAGAGGACAAGUAAAGAACAUUCUAAUCAGCCAUCUCUUAAUGACGCCACCAGCCUUGGAAAUCAUUUGCCUGAAAAUGUGGAUAAAGAUGAUGGGGACAAUGACAAGGACGAUGAUUCCUCAAAGAGUUUUAGAGGCAGUGAUGUAUCAGAUUCCAAUGCGCACAGUUCAGAAAAACCUCAUGUCAAGGAAGCCAUUGCACGGAUGAAGUUAGACAUGGAGGAGAAUAGGUUCUACUAUAUACCACCUAUUGUCAAGAAGAAAAGACGACACGAUUAUCUUCACUAUAUGAGGAAGAUAGAUGAAGGUGCCUUGGAGUAUGUUGCUCAUGCUGAUUACUACAUCCUGCUUCGGGCUUGCGCUAGGGUCGCACAAGUUGACGUUCGGAUUAUGCAUAUUGGUGUGUUGAAGCUCGAAAGAAGACUUGCUUGGUUAGAGGAACAGAUCGACGAAUGCUUGCAGUUGAAACCAGAGAAAAUUUCUUGCAAGUUCUGCAGUGAUGCGGCCCCUGAAAAUGAAUCUGAUGAUGUACCUGGGCUGUCAGAUUUGGAUAUUUGA